This is a messenger RNA of Cuscuta campestris, 2753 nucleotides long. NCBI's taxonomy places the organism in Eukaryota, Viridiplantae, Streptophyta, Magnoliopsida, Solanales, Convolvulaceae. The record is from the annotation of a GenBank genome assembly.
UGCUAAUUUUGAUAUUACAAAGUAAAAAACAACCGUUUUUCUUUAAAAAAAGUGAUAAUUUUUUAAUUGUGGGAGCAAUUAUUUCUUUAAUGCAAAUUGUAGGAAUAUUUCAUUAAUUUCUUUAGAGCAAAAAAUGAGAAAUUUGAAGCAAAGGUUCGGAACCGGCACCAUGGAAGACGGAGCACUGUUUUUAUUUUUUGCGGUAAAUUCUGAUAAUUUCUGUGGGAAAAAAACAUUUUUACUGGGACAUCAUCAUCCCAUUUAGCAUUCCAGUUUAGGCCGCUGAGGGAGAUCAAGAAGCGAGAAGACGAGGGUUAGAGACGACACGGAUGCAGAAGGAUUGCUUCAGAACUAGAACUAGGGUUACGCCCCCGCCCAAUGGACUCUCCUGAGCCUUCGAAAACAGCCGCCGCCGCCGCCGCAACCGCCACCUCAACCGCCGCUUCAUUUUCAUUGGCGGAAUCGGCUGCAGUCCAAGAAUCACCCGUCUUUAACUACAUCAACAAUCUUUCUCCGAUAGGACCUGUGAAGACAUCAUUAGCUGUGCAAGGUUUCCCGGGGAUCAAUUCACCUCCUCUUGUGUUUACAUCACCUCGAAUCAAUCCACGCAUACGGUCAAGCUUUCUGGAAAGGACUCGGUUCCCUCAACUGUCCAACGAAGAGUUUUCCUUAAAGGAUGGCAAUCAGAACGAUAUUUCUGCAUUGACUGAUGAAGCCGGAUCAUCAAAUUCUCGGUUACUCGGUGGAUUGGUACCUUGCACUGAUAAAGCGUUUGAUAUCAACACCUAUGUGCAGGAACAGCCCGAAAGUCAGCCUAUAUGUGUUGAUGAUUUCUUGGUUGAUGCUGCUAAAAUGGGGUCUGCUGAUUCAAGAACUAAUAGUCCUCCACAUGCUGAUGAUUAUAUAGGUUCACAUGAAUCUGUUAAUCAUAUUGAUGGUGAAAGUAAAAUAGAAAAUGGGAUUGCAAUGGGUGCAGAGAAAGUUGAAGAGGGUCAUAAAGGAAAGACAUCAAUUGAUAUUAACAAGACUUUUGAAACUGAUGUGAAUACAAGCGAUGACAAUGUUGGAUAUGAUCAAUAUUUAAAGGCGCAACCUGAUUCAUCUGCUGAAAUUGCUCUUGAUAGCCAAUAUGCUCACCGUAUAAUGAUUGAGGCUGGUGAACAUCAACGUGGCAUUUUCAGGCGUUGUCUACAAUUUGACAAUUUACCACAGAAAACAGUAAAAAAUUCAGAUCCGUGUAGUUUUCCUGAGAGUGUUGACUGCUUAAACUCUGCUGCUAGUCCUAUUGCUUCGGAAGCUCUAGAGCCAAUUUCAUUAAAUACACAAACCCAAGGCUGCAGUCAGUUGCAUGACUCUCAAAAUACUGAAAAUUCUACCUUGAAACCCCCCAAGCCUUUGGGUAUAGGAUUACACUUAAAUAGCAUUGUGAAUACUGUGCAAGGGGGUUGCGGUGCCAGAGGUUCCAAAAUAAGCAUGAAGUCUGCAGAGAUUAGAAACUGCAGUGGUGAAGGGAGUAAAACAAUGGGUAGGAUAAAGUAUCGUGUUUUUGACAAUUUUAUGAAAGGGUCGAUUUCAUCAAAUGUUGGGGAAGACAUACUGGAAAGCAUUGAAGAGAGCACCUUGCAGGGAGAAAGUUCUGCACACUUAGCCCUGCAUAAUGUGAAACCUAUGGAUAAUGUUGUGCCAUUGAAGCUAUUGGAAUCUCAGUCAACUCCUGAUCAUAAAAGGACAUCUAGUUCUGAAAAUGUUGAUGGAACUUCGACAUCUAAUCAAUCAAGUCUCAAAAAGAAAAGGAAAAAAACAUCAGAUGCCAGUGACGAUGAUGGCUGCAAACGAUGCAAUUGUAAAAAGAGUAAAUGCUUGAAACUUUACUGCGAUUGCUUUGCUGCUGGAAUCUAUUGUGCUGAUCUUUGCGCUUGCCAAGGGUGCUUCAAUAAACCUGAAUAUGAAGAUACAGUCAUGGAUACUCGGCAACAAAUCGAAGCAAAAAAUCCACUUGCCUUUGCCCCAAAAGUCGUACAGAACACAGCAGAUUCUCAUUCUAACGUCCUUCAAGAUAAUGGCGUCAGUGUCACUCCAGCAUCUGCAAGGCACAAAAAGGGUUGCAAUUGCAAGAGAUCAAUGUGCAUGAAAAAGUAUUGUGACUGCUACCAGGCCAAUGUUGGAUGCUCUAGUGCAUGUCGUUGUGAAGGAUGUAUGAACACAUAUGGACAGAAGGAAGAUUAUGAUAGUUUUAAGGGCCUGGUGAAGACGCUUGUAAUAAGUGGCAGAGUUCAUGGCUCAUCUAAUGAAAAGUUAGAACUAGUAUCAUGUAGGGGCACACAUGAACACACUGAACUUAGCCAUCCACACAAUAUGACUCCGAUGACACCAUCACUUCAGUGCUCAGAGAAAAAAGGACUUGUUGACUCAGUCAACUCAGACGACACACCGGACAUACUUAAGGAUUCUUCUACUCCAUCCAAUAGGGUGAAAGUAAGCUCCCCAAACAAGAAGCGGGUUUCUCCCCCUCAUGGUAACCAGAAGGAUUCUGAUUGUAGUUCAUCAGCCCGACGCUUGAAAGCUGGCCGGAAAUAUAAGUUAGGAUCUGUCCCAUCAUUCCCACCUCUCACUCCAUGCUUUAAUUCCAAAGGGAGCAGUUUCACUCAGAAUCCAAAUGAUCAUCAGAAACUUAGCAACAUCAAAUGAUAAAAGCUGAAAAAAGUUUGUACUAGAAGCCAAGGCGCAGUUUGUAAGCCGGCAUGUGUUCGAUA